AUGGACUCUCGGCGCAUGGCAUCAGAGCUCGCAGCAUUGCCAAAGCCGGUCACGAAGACAGGCUCGACAUUCUUGGGCCGCCCGUUCUCCGAGUUGAUCGCCGAGCGCAGUGCAGAUCUGGCAAAGCUGAAAGCCGAACUGGGUGCACUGUCCAAAGACCACUUCCAGAUGGACGACAUAGCACUGGUUCGCUAUCUGUGUGGGUUCGGCAGCGUCCAGAACAGCUUUGCAGCAAUCCGUGCUGCAGCAUAUCUCAGCAAGACGAAAGCAGAUCUGCUGAAAUCAGCUGAAGUUGAACAGUCUGCUCCGUGCGCUGACAAGAUUGAGCCUUAUUCCAAGUUUCACCUCUGGGAAUCUGGGGAUAGAAUGCUCUUCAUCGUCCCAGUCGCACAGACUGACUUCAAGCCACUUAUGAAGGCAGCUUCUGAAGAAGACAUCAUCGACUACAGCCUCCACACCGCACGGAGACUCUGGAACUGGGUCGACAGGACUUCACGCAGGUGUGGCAGAAUCAUGAAGUACGAGGUAGUCUGCGACUUCACGGGCUUCUCCUUCCUUACCAUGCCUCCGCGCGCCUAUGUGCAGGCCAUGUCGCAGAUGAGCGAGAUGUCCGAGGUGUUGCACCCGCUGUCCAUGGGAUCUACCACGGUGACAGGCCUGCCGGGCGCACAUCUCGCCAGGAGAUUGAGCAGCAUGUUCCGGCCCUUCCUCCCCAAGUCCAUGGCUGAGACACAAAUCUGCUGUGGGGAUCGAACGAAGCAAUCGCCGGCCUCCUGUCCGUACCUCCAGAGGCACUUCGCAGAUGACAUGCGUUCGCUUGAUAGUCUUCUGGGUAGAAUUUGCCCGGUGACUGGCCAUGCUGCCAAGAUGGAGUCGGACUGGACUGAGAAGAAACUUGUCGACUUCGAGGCACACGUGGCAACCCUCGAUCCGGAAAGCACCGAGAUCAAGACGAUUUCCCUUUGA
Messenger RNA from Symbiodinium necroappetens, 966 nucleotides. The record is from the annotation of a GenBank genome assembly. NCBI's taxonomy places the organism in Eukaryota, Dinophyceae, Suessiales, Symbiodiniaceae.